AUGCCAUGGAUGAAUUAUUAUAUCAGCAAGGAAACGCAGCUAAACGGUGCUGUUAGAAAAGAGAGGUGUAGAAAAUAUGGGAAUUGGACAAAAGUAAGACAUGAGUUGGGGAAUCUGAAGCGAACUGCACACUUGUCUUUCAAACCUGGCCCUUCUUUCUCAGAGGAGGCAAAAAAAAGGGAAAAGAUUAGAAAAAUGAAGUGCGGUGAUGCAGUGAAAAAAGAAACGAUUUUUUAUGUCAAACUAACGAAAGAAGAAUUACUUAUUCGUUUGGCUUUAUGGGUGGGUAGACUACAGCUCGGGGGAUGUAAAAAUUUUAUAAUACAUAAAGAGUAA
Molecule: messenger RNA, 336 nt
Organism: Dovyalis caffra
Lineage: Eukaryota; Viridiplantae; Streptophyta; Magnoliopsida; Malpighiales; Salicaceae
Source: the annotation of a GenBank genome assembly